Glycine soja is the source of this 773-nucleotide messenger RNA. RefSeq lists its product as uncharacterized. The transcript has 2 exons. The record is from RefSeq and is a predicted model, not a curated record. NCBI's taxonomy places the organism in Eukaryota, Viridiplantae, Streptophyta, Magnoliopsida, Fabales, Fabaceae. The coding region runs from base 130 to 444 and encodes 104 amino acids.
CCAAUAUUUUUCAUUUCCCAACACAACAACAUCGUCUCUCACUCUCUCUCUAUCCAACAAAACGAACAACAUAAACAUUUUUUUGCUAACGCAGUGAAACUCAAAAACACUAGCUAGUUAACACUCUCUAUGGCUGGUGCCCAAUUCCUGAAUCUCUUCAACUCCUCUUCACGAUCUUCCUUGGUCAAGCCCUCUAGGCCACUUCUCUACAACCCCAUUAAGAAUUAUGGGCAAGCAAGCAAAGGAAAGCAUAGCCGUUUGAUGGAAGAGAGGGCACCUUCCACAGCUGAAGAAUUUGAGAGGGUUGCCGAGGAGAAGGCCAAGGAAGCUCAAAAGGGGGUGGCAAGUCAGAGUCUUGGCAAGGCAAUUGAUGGUGCAGAAGAGGCUUCAAUAGGUAAGUCAAAGGUUGAAUCAGUUAAGAAUAGGUACAAAGGGCAUGAAUGAAAGCAGGGUUUGGUUACCACAGGAGGGGGUGAUUAUUAUAUAUAUAGGAACCUUUUGUGCUAGCUGACUUGAAACUGUGACAUAUAUAGCUGUUGUAUAUGCAGCCAGAGAAUAAGGGAGUGUCUUGUAUUUCCAAAAAGCUUGUUUAAUUGCCAGUGUUUUUGAAGCAGAAAGAGACCAAACAAUUGAAAACUUUUAGUCUGUUUAGUUAAUUCGUGUCGGCUCAUUGGAUCUUGGAAAGUUCUAUGUAACUAAUUUGGAAUUCUGGGUUUGGGGGGUGCUUAAGCUUCAUUAUUUUGGUUGAAUGAUUGAGAUAUCAUUAGGCUUUA